Chelmon rostratus (copperband butterflyfish) is the source of this 1854-nucleotide messenger RNA. RefSeq names its product leucine-rich repeat neuronal protein 4. NCBI's taxonomy places the organism in Eukaryota, Metazoa, Chordata, Actinopteri, Chaetodontiformes, Chaetodontidae. The coding region runs from base 100 to 816 and encodes 238 amino acids. The record is from RefSeq and is a predicted model, not a curated record. The transcript is spliced from 2 exons.
CAUAUAAAGGGGGAGAGAGCAAGAGAGGGAGCAAGUGGAGGAAAGACGGGCUCGCAUCUUGAUAAAGAUUACAAAGUUCUGCAAACAGAAGACUGCACGAUGGCUGCCAGCAGAGACUUCGUCUUUCCCCUGGUGAUCGUUUGCCUGCUUCUCAUCAGAGGUUGCGCUCCCCUGCCUACGAUGAACCCAACGAGACCUCUGGGAUCAUAUGAGUUUUCGGCUGGGGCCCUGGUGCUUACCUCAGAGGAUUACUCUCAAUAUGACGACACAGUUGCCCCUAUUUCAUCCAAUACAGUGCCUCCACAUGGAGGGACGGUUAAGCGAUGCGACUACAAUCCCUGUCUUGAGAGUCAGAUCCCCUGUGCUGAGCUAGCAGCCUCCACCGGCUGCUUGUGUCCAGGGUUCACUCCACACAAUGUGGCCCCUGAGGCUCCCACCCUGAAAUCAGUGUCCUGGAACGGGUCAGAGGUUGUGAUUGGGUGGUGUGCACCUUAUUCAUUUGUCACAGGUUACAUUGUGACAAUAGGAGGGCAAGACAAGCAGAAGUUUGGGAAGAACCAAAGGGCUGGCGGAGUGGGCGACAUAGACCACAUCUCAGAGGUGUGUGUGGCUGCAGUGAACGAUGCAGGAGAGAGUAAAGGGUCCUGUAUGAUGUACCAGCCCAGGGACAACAGUCUGCCUCUGAAAGCAGGACUCAUCGGGGGAGCUCUGGGCUUCCUGCUGCUCCUCUUGCUGGCCGUCCUACUCUGGAGGCACAAGAGGCAAAGGAAACAGCAGGCCGGCAUCUCUAUGCACGACGCAGCAGGGACGCAGUGACUGAAAACAGAGCGAGACUGGACGCUCAGCGAGAUAAGACUGCGUCCCACGAGACUCUUCAGCCUCAUUGCAGUUAAUUAACUGGGACUACAUUAUAACAUCUGAGGUUCACCGCACAAGGAGGCUUUCAGGAAACAGGUUUUAUCUCACAUGAAUAUAUCUGACUUGUAACGCUCAUUGCCUCAUUCUUGUUUGAUUUUGAAACCCUUGUGGUGGCGUGCUGAAACAAGUUCACACCUCCAUGAUUUUAAAACCAGCUGCAGGAAAAUAUUACACUUACUAGCUGCGCUCUCUGAGAAUGGACCCCGGAAGACCAACAGCAAGCAAACAAGACUGUGAAUUUGGUCAAUUUCUGCAUUUAAAAAAUGAGCUGUUUGGUGGACAGCUCUGAAAUAUCAGGUGUCAGGACCUGAAGGAACAUCCCAGCAUGCCAUCCCUGCUUGCAACUGUUAUACUGAACAACUGUUCAUUGCAGUGUAGAUCAUCAGUUAAUGGGAUAAAGCAGGCAAAAACACCAGUAGAGUAAUUGAAGUAUUUAUUUAUUCCUUGGGUUCAGAAAAUGUGAUAUGUAGCUUUGUACCACUGCAUUUUGCCAGUGAUGAGUUUUUUAUGUGGUUUAUUUAGCUGUGAGGGAGCACUUCAAUCUUAGGAUGAAUCGAUCAAAAUCAGACAUAUGCUAUUGAUAUUGCUAUUGAUUGAUAUUAGAACGCACAAUGUAAAUUACAACAGAUGAGAGACAGGUUCAAAUGACAUGAUAAAAUGUUGUGCGCAGCAUAGAAACAAGUGUACGCUGGUGUUUGGAGCUCUCUGUGAGAGUUUUAUGUAUUUAAUCAAAGAGUGAGUGGACUGAUUGUGGUUUGAAGGAGUCAAAGUGAACAAUGUGCUGUACUACAUGCUGUAUUUGUGAGCAUUCAGUUUGUCGCCUCAGACCUUGUACACGUUCAGAGUUUGACUAGACAGACUGUCUAAAACAUGCUACUGUAUCUGAACGUGAAAAGGUCUGACUAUUUAACUCAAGUAAAACAUUUUCUUGUUGCA